AUGGCCACAUCAGCCCCUCUUCGGAGCCUGGAAGAGGAGGUAACCUGUUCCAUCUGCCUCGAUUAUCUGCGGGACCCUGUGACCAUCGACUGUGGCCAUGUCUUCUGUCGCAGCUGUACUAUUGAUGUCCGCCCCAUGACGGGGGCCCGUCCCGUCUGCCCACUCUGUAAGAAGCCCUUCAAGAAGGAGAACAUACGCCCUGUGUGGCAGCUGGCCAGCCUGGUGGAGAACAUCGAGCGACUGAAGGUGGACAAUGGCCGACGGUCAGGGGAAGGGGUGCUGGAACAGCAGCACGUCAAGCUGUGUGAGCGACAUCAGGAGAAGUUGCAUUACUACUGCGAGGAUGAUGGGAAGCUGCUGUGUGUGAUGUGCAGGGAGUCCCGGGAGCACCGGCCCCACACAGCUAUCCUGUUGGAGAAAGCUGCGCAGCCCCACAGGGAAAAAAUCCUGAACCACCUGACUACCCUCAGGAGAGAUAGAGACAAAAUUCAGGGCUUUCAGACGAAAGGAGACAUUGAUAUCUUGGCUGCACUGAAGAAACUUCAGGACCAGAGGCAGUGCAUCGUGACUGAGUUUGAGAAGGGCCACCAGUUCCUGAAGGAGCGAGAGCAGCAUCUGUUGGAUCAACUGAUGAAGUUGGAGCAGGAGCUCACAGAAGGCAGGGAGAAGUACAAGGCCAGGGGAGUCGGAGAGCUCACCCGUUUGGCACUGGUCAUCUCCGAGCUGGAGGGCAAGGCACAGCAGCCGGCUGCAGAGUUUAUGCAGGACACCAGAGACUUCUUAAACAGGUAUCCACGGAAGAAGUUCUGGAUUGGGAAGCCCAUUACCCGAGUAGUUAAAAAAAAAACUGGCGAAUUCUCAGAUAAACUUUACUCUCUGCAGCGAGGCCUGAGAGAAUUCCAAGGGAAGCUGCUGAGAGACCUGGAAUAUAAGACAGUCAGUGUCACUCUGGACCCACAGUCGGCCAGCGGGCACCUGUUACUGUCAGAUGACUGGAAAUGUGUGACCUACAGCAGCCUGUACCGGAGUAACUACCUGUACCCCCAGCAAUUUGACUGUGAACCUGGGGUGCUGGGCAGUAAGGGCUUCACCUGGGGCAAAGUCUACUGGGAAGUGGAAGUGGAACGAGAGGGCUGGUGUGAUGAUGAGGAUGAGGGGGCUGAGGAGGAAGACGUGGAAGAGGAGGAGGAGGUGGAAGAGGAGGUUGGCUAUGGGGAUGGAUAUGAUGAAUGGGAAACAACAGAUGAGGAUGAGGAAUCAUUGGGGGAAGAAGAGGAGGAAGAGGAAGAGGAAGAAGAGGAGGUUCUGGAGAGCUGCAUGGUGGGGGUGGCCAGAGACUCCAUGAAGAGGAAGGGUGGCCUCUCCCUGCGGCCAGAGGAUGGUGUGUGGGCACUGCGUCUCUCCUCUGCGGGCAUAUGGGCCAACACAGAGCCUGAGGCUGAGCUCUUCCCUGCACUGCGACCCCGGAGAGUGGGCAUCGCCUUGGAUUACGAGGGGGGCACCGUGACUUUCACCAACGCAGAGUCGCAGGAACUCAUCUACACUUUUACUACCACCUUCACUCGGCGCCUGGUCCCCUUCCUGUGGCUCAAGUGGCCUGGGACACGCCUUCUGCUGAGACCGUGA
Elephantulus edwardii (Cape elephant shrew) is the source of this 1626-nucleotide messenger RNA. It is a transcript of the gene TRIM26, whose product is annotated as tripartite motif containing 26. Bases 1 to 1626 code for a protein of 541 amino acids. The record is from RefSeq and is a predicted model, not a curated record. The transcript is spliced from 7 exons. Lineage: Eukaryota; Metazoa; Chordata; Mammalia; Macroscelidea; Macroscelididae. Gene Ontology annotation, molecular function: zinc ion binding; protein binding.